UCAUUUGCAGAUAUUCAGCACACAGCAGAGCAAGGAGGGGGCAGCAGCAAACCAGAUGCCCUCUGACUGAUAGAGGACAUGAUGGAGGCUAUUCAUGUAGCAGGAUUUUACAGCUUCAUGACUCAUUGCAUAUUUCUAUUCAUCUUAGGCCUGGCUGAAUCAAGGGGUUUAGUGACACCAAUCUCUGUGGCUCCAUGUGAAGCACCAUUGCAAUGGGAGGGCAGAACAGUAUUGUAUGAUCAUAACACAGGCAAAAACACCAGGGCCACAGUCACUUAUGAUGCCUUCCUGCAGCGCAUUAGAAUAUUGGAGGAGAAAAAGAGUUUGGUGCCUUGCAAAAGGUUUUUUGAAUACAUCUUCCUAUAUCAAGAGGCAGUGAUGUUUCAAAUAGAGCAAGUUACAAAAAUCUGCUCUAAAAACACGUUAACUGAACCUUGGGAUCCUUAUGACAUACCUGAAAAUUCCACCUAUGAGGAUCAAUACUAUAUAGGGGGACCUGGAGAUCAAAUCCCUGUCCAAGAAUGGUCUGACAGAAAACCAGCCAGAAAGUAUGAGACAUGGGUUGGAGUUUACACAGUUAAAGAUUGCUACCCAGUGCAAGAAACCUACACCAAGAAUGACAGCAUGACAACAUCCACUCGUUUUUUUGACAUAAAGCUGGGCAUAAGUGAUCCAUCUGUGUUUAACCCUCCAAGCACAUGUGAAGCCGCUCAACCUCUGUUAAUGAGUGGCGACUGCUGAGCUUGACAAAUGUGAACAAGUUACCAACUGCAUGUACACAUUAGAAGAAGUAAACAGAAGGAGUAUUUGGUUGCCUUGGGAAAUUAAUUUAUUUUGAAAAUAUAUUUUGGCUAAAAUUAAAUAGUGUUUCCUCAUCUUACUCUGCUAAUUUGUUAAUGAAGAGCAUACUUAUCCUUAUCAAUGAUUAAAGGCUUACAGUAUAUUAAUGCUAGUGAUAACAAUAAUGUUCUACAUAUUCAAAGCCAUUGCUUUCACAGAUCAACAGUCAUUUUUUUUACAGAAGUAAUGUUUUGGAGUAUAAGCACUUUUAUCUUCAGUAUUUACCAUCAUCUGUAAUGGUACUGUCCAUAACAGUAUACCUGAGUAAUGUAGCUCAAUAAAGAAUAUUGUAAGCGUACUGAGAGUAUUGUAACUGGUCACAGAGUAAUGUAACUGAUCACAGAACAAAGGGCACAGAAUACUUUAAAUGAUAAUAUGACUGGCCAUCUUAACACAAUGGGGCAUAUUUGCUGGUGUUUUCUUUUUCCUAAAAAUUAUUGCUUAUUGUCUGAUUUACAAAUAUUAUUUGGCAUUUAUUUAUUCUUGAAUGAAAAAAAUUUGGGGAAAAAAAACUUGUAAAAUAGCAUAAAAGUACUUUUGUCAUGGACUUUAUUUCCAAAACAAGGAUUUUACCAGUAGAUCAGAUGGAAAAAAAAGUUGUAUAUUUGUGCUCAUGUCAAAAAAAGACCAAAAGUGCCAUAAAUGUGAUAAUUUGGAUGGCUAACGUUAUAGAAACAUUUCAAAGUAAGCUUUUUGUACUCAGAGGUUCAUUCUUUAGGCUAACAUUUUACAAAAUAACGCUAAAUUACGGUAGUUUAAUGUUAGCACUACAUUCUCACUUGGGUUUAAAGUACUAAUAUUUCUUGUGUUUUAAUGAAUGCAGAAACACAGACCUUUCAGACCAACAAUAUGCUAAUUUCAUCCUUUUGCAUCCUUUUAUUGAAGUCAGUUAAUAAAACAGCCAAUUACAGUCAGCUUCACAAUGGAAAAUUUGUAUGAAGUAAAAUAAAUCACUGAACAACAGGCUAAGAAUAAGGAAACAUUACAGGCGGUGCUGCUCAAGCUAUAAUAUACCUGUUUAAAUGCCUUUCAUUUCAUAACAUAUUUAUGUCAGAUUUACCCUGUGAGUGUAUGAAAGUUCCACCAACCUUUCAUUCACCAUUAGUUUCUGUUCAUGCUGUCCUUUGUCUGCCCUUAAAAAGAUUAUUUUAAUAAUGAUGUAUUCUAAGAUAUGAUUAAUCAAUUGUGUAGCAAUUCAGCUGUGUAUUUAUGCUUGCAAACACAGCAAAUAGUGUAACAAAUGGAAAAUCUGUAUGAAUACAUUAAUGUACAGUAUCAACAUUUCAGAAUUCUGCCCCAACAGUUUUUCAAAUUGCAUGCAGAAGAGAAUAGUACAGUCAGGGGCCUUGUGUCAGAGGCUGAACCACCAAGAUGGGAAGAUGUGAUUUGUGGGUCAUAAAGGGGUUGGGCUUGUUGGGAAUGAGAAAGGUUUUGUAGAUUAUGGGCGGUUGUGUUAGGCAUAAUGGGGUGUGGGUAUAGUGCAUUACGGACAUGAACAUGUGCACUGGGCCCCUUUGUACUUUGCCCACCACCCAGUGAGUACCAACUGACAUAUAAACCGGAGCCUGCACUGGGCCCCUUUGUACUUUGCCCACCACCCAGUGAGUACCAAGUGACAUAUAAACCGGAGCCCCCUUGGGGGGCCCUGGAGAAAGCAGUGUUAAACUUUAUAGGAGUAGGAGUUAUUAUAUUUAAUAAAUAACUUAUAUUUAAUAAAGAACUGCAAAAUCAAAUGGAAAAUAUAUAGCUUUGAAUUUAUGACUUGAAUCUACAUAAUAUACAUACAUAAUAAAGUUCUUAAUAUUUCACCUCA
Xenopus laevis (African clawed frog) is the source of this 2653-nucleotide messenger RNA. RefSeq names its product ependymin related 1 L homeolog (gene epdr1.L). Gene Ontology annotation, cellular component: lysosome; lysosomal lumen; extracellular region. Lineage: Eukaryota; Metazoa; Chordata; Amphibia; Anura; Pipidae. Bases 79 to 741 code for a protein of 220 amino acids. Gene Ontology annotation, molecular function: calcium ion binding. Gene Ontology annotation, biological process: cell-matrix adhesion. The transcript is spliced from 3 exons. The record is from RefSeq and is a predicted model, not a curated record.